Molecule: messenger RNA, 820 nt
Organism: Plasmopara halstedii
Lineage: Eukaryota; Oomycota; Peronosporomycetes; Peronosporales; Peronosporaceae
Exons: 1
Coding region: 141-386 (81 amino acids)
Source: RefSeq, a predicted model, not a curated record
UCGAAGGCAUGUAGGAUAACACUUAUCACAUACUCGCUGUGGUGACUUUGACUGAAACGAUGGCACCAGGAGUUUGUUUCGUGAGUGUUUACCGCAAACUGAGAGUCCACAGUGACGACAAUGAUGCCGUGUUGUCAUAAAUGAAAAUUCGACGUUGCAGAUACCACAUCGGUCCUCAACCUGCCAAAGCGGAAGCAUGGCGCUAUUCCCGCGUGGGGCGACCUGCUGUGACGCCUGCGGUUGUGGCAUGCGUUGUGUGCACGAGUCAAUUCACGUGGCAAAUUAAUCGUCUACUUGUUGAACUUCUGUCCCUGUUUCUAUUCCUCACUCUGCUCCAAUUUAACGUCCGUCGCCACGUCCGAUUGUUUCUACUAGCAGUAGAGUGAAAAAAUCACCACCUUCUACCCUGCGAAGCAAAAACCUUGUCGAGUGACGAAUCGUCGGUGCUGUAUGUACAGGCAGUACAGUUUGCGGACCCUCGACAUUGGGCAAAAAGACAGGCGGGGGAGAGCUUAACGAAGAUGCGCAGCGACUGGGUGCCUUAAAAUGUAGGGCGAGAGCAUCACAUGUUUCGAACAUAUAAACGCGGCUACUUGUGUCACUAAACUUUAUCCUCACAAAGCUAUAAAAUUUGGAAGAUCGAAGUCUUUCGUCGCGAAAUCACAAUUUACCUGUCACAUUUGAUUAUGGUCCGACAUGAAUUGGACAAAAGGUUGAGGCGCUCACAUAUUUUUCGCUUCAACGGAUUAAGUAAUCCUUAAAAGUGUUUAAUGUGAUGACUGAAAGCAUAGCUCUGUGUUAUAUGUCGUUUGUGAUUUCG